UUGCGCAAAAAAAAAAAAAGACAACUACUUUUGUUUUUCUAUCUGUGUCUGUGUGGUGUACGUCUCCAAGAAGAAAUAAGCUUGUCAAGUUAACUUCCGGCGAAGUAAUCCGACAAUGCGAGCUUCAACAGUUUCACUCUGUUGUGUUGUUCUGAUUCAGCUGUUUGCUGGUCUAACCGAUGCUCGAUCUAGUAGUCCAUGGCAAACACUCAGUGGUGAUGCUCCUCUUGUGAUUGCUCGUGGUGGGUUUUCUGGAUUGUUUCCAGAUUCGAGUAGUGCUGCUUAUGGUUUGGCAGUGCAGACAAGUGUACCCGGUGUUGUUCUAUGGUGUGAUGUUCAACUAACCAAAGAUGGAGCUGGGAUUUGCUUUCCUGACUUGAAACUAAACAAUGCUUCAACUGUUGAAUACGUUUAUCCAAAUCGCCAAAAAUCUUACCCAGUUAAUGGAAUCUCUACACAGGGGGUGUUCACCAUCGAUUUCUCCUUGACAGAUCUCAGUAAUGUUACUUUGAUCCGAGGAAUACUAUCUCGAACAGAAAAAUUCGAUGGAAUGUAUCCCAUUUUGACGGUUGAAGAUGUUACUACGCAAAUAAAACCAGAAAGUUUUUGGUUAAAUGUACAGCACGAUGCCUUCUACACGCAGCAGAAUUUAAGCAUGGCCAGUUUUCUGAUAUCAGCUUCAAGAACUGUUUCCAUUGACUACAUCUCUUCCCCUGAAGUGAAUUUCUUUACAAACAUAACUGGACGUUUCGGGGGUAACGGACCUAUCUUCGUGUUCCAGUUUCUUGGAACAGAAGAUUUUGAGCCGACAACAAACCGAACUUACGGUUCUAUCUUGAGUAACCUGACUUUUGUCAAGACAUUUGCUUCAGGGAUUCUUGUCCCAAAGUCAUACAUAUUGCCCCUUAAUGACAAGCAGUACUUGCAGCCUCCUACAUCCUUAGUUCAAGAUGCUCACAAGGCAGGAUUACAAGUAUUUGUGUCAGGUUUUGUCAAUGAUAAUGAUAUUGCUCACGACUAUAGUUCGGAUCCGGUGUCUGAGUAUCUAUCUUUUGUGGACAAUGGAAAUUUUUCUGUUGAUGGUGUGCUCUCUGAUUUUCCCAUAACUGCAUCUUCAGCCAUUGACUGCUUCUCCCACCUUGGCAGAAACGCUAUAAAACAAGUUGAUUUUCUUGUUAUUUCAAAAAAUGGAGCGAGUGGGGACUAUCCUGGAAGUACAGACUUGGCAUAUGAUAAUGCUAUCAAAGAUGGUGCUGAUGUGAUCGACUGCUCAGUCCAGAUGUCCAGCGAUGGUAUACCUUUUUGCUCAAGUUCAAUAGAUCUUUUUAACAGCACAAUGAUCUCCCAAACACCUUUCGCGCGACGCUCAACACAUGUUCCUGAGAUUAGUUCAAAUGGUGGGAUAUACACUUUUAGUCUCACGUGGGCUGAGAUCAGGAACUUGACUCCUGCGAUUUCAAACCCCUACAGUGUAUACAGUAUGUUCAGGAAUCCUACUGAGAAAAAUUCUGGAAAGCUUAUUUUGCUUUCUCAGUUCCUAAACUUGGCAAAGAAUUCAACUUCGCUCUCAGGUGUUUUGAUCAGUGUAGAGAAUGCAGUGUACUUGAGAGAGAAGCAAGGGCUCGACGUGGUCAAAGCGGUUCUUGAUAGCCUUAUGGAAACUGGAUAUAGCAAUGGAACAACCAAAACAAAGGUCAUGAUUCAGUCAACGAACAGCUCGGUUCUUGUGGACUUCAAGAAGCAGAGCAAUUAUGAGACUGUCUACAAAGUGGAAGAAAAAAUUGUUGAUAUUAGUGAUUCUGCUAUCGAAGACAUAAAGAAAUUUGCUAAUGCUGUUGUCAUUGGAAAAACAUCAGUCUUUUCUUUAUUUGAUUCUUUCAUCACUAGGCAAACCAAGGUUGUGGAGAAGCUCCAGAAGUCUAAGCUCCCGGUUUAUGUGGAACUGUUCCAGAACGAGUUUGUAUCUCAAGCAUAUGACUUCUUCUCUGAUCCAACCGUCGAGAUAAACUCAUAUAUCCUUGGAGCCGGUACAAAUGGAAUCAUCACAGAGUUCCCUUUCACAGCCGCAAGAUACAAAAGGAAUCGAUGUUUGAGUGAAAAAGAACUUCCAGUUUACAUGGGCCCUGUUCCACCCGGUACUUUUGUACAACUUCUUAAUGCCUUACCUCCAGCCCAAGCUCCAAUCCCGGUUUUCACAGAUGAUGAUCUAAUUGAGCCACCACUACCUCCGGUUACAGCAAAAUCCCCAACCUUAGCUCCUGGAAUCUCAUCAACCAAUGCACAACCACCUAGGCCGAGCGGACAAACUCGACUAACUCUGUCUCUUCGCCUCUCUGUUUUUGCUUCUCUUCUACUUAUGUGAUCAACCCUUGAUCUAAUCACCUCUUUGUUCAUAAGGUCUUCUACCCUCGUAAUUAUUUUCCCUGUUGUGACUUAAGUCAAAUCUUUCCCUUGUGAGUUGUGAGCCGUUGUGAUUCUUUGUCGUGCCAACUUCUGUAGAUUCACUUUAAAUAUUAAUUUGCUGUGUUAUAUUCUGA
Molecule: messenger RNA, 2537 nt
Organism: Raphanus sativus (radish)
Lineage: Eukaryota; Viridiplantae; Streptophyta; Magnoliopsida; Brassicales; Brassicaceae
Product: glycerophosphodiester phosphodiesterase GDPDL3-like
Exons: 8
Coding region: 116-2362 (748 amino acids)
Biological process (GO): lipid metabolic process
Molecular function (GO): glycerophosphodiester phosphodiesterase activity
Source: RefSeq, a predicted model, not a curated record